Messenger RNA from Alnus glutinosa, 1712 nucleotides. RefSeq names its product NAC domain-containing protein 100-like. Bases 489 to 1466 code for a protein of 325 amino acids. The record is from RefSeq and is a predicted model, not a curated record. NCBI's taxonomy places the organism in Eukaryota, Viridiplantae, Streptophyta, Magnoliopsida, Fagales, Betulaceae. The transcript is spliced from 3 exons. Gene Ontology annotation, biological process: regulation of DNA-templated transcription. Gene Ontology annotation, molecular function: DNA binding.
AAACUACCCACCAAGUUUCCUUACAAGCCACGCUUCUUUCUCUCCAAAAACCAGUAUUUAAAAGGGGUUCUGCAGCUCAGAACAGAGUUUCUUUUCUUAACAAACAUCUUUCAAUCUCUUAGAUACUAGAUAGGAGAGCUUUUCAGUCCAUACCCCCUAUAUCCUCCCUUCUCUUCAUCUCUGAAAUUCCAUUCAGAUUAUUGUAUCUAAAACCUCUACAGUUUCCCUUCUCUUCUCUAACAGUAUAUCUCUCUUUGUAUUCUUGUUAUAAGGUUGGUUUCUCCUGUUUUCUCCUGAAUACAGAAAAUUAGAGGUUUUUAGCAGGAAUUCAUUUAGAAAUUAUAGAUAUAUAUCAGACCUGAUGGAGUUUGGGAAAAACUUGGUUCUGUAGGUUGACUUUCUCUGUUUGUGAAAAUCCAUUGAGGAUUUAGAUAAAAAUUUCAGGUUUGAUUGCUGAAAAUAGAGGGUUUUAUAGGGGAUUCGGAGGAAUGGAAAAAAACGUUUUUAGGCUUAGAAAAGAAACUGAGCAAAUUGAAUUGCCACCAGGUUUUCGAUUUCACCCGACUGAUGAAGAACUUAUAACUCACUACCUAUCCCCAAAGGUUCUUGACACCAACUUCUCUGCUAUAGCAAUUGGCGAGGUCGACCUUAAUAAGUGUGAGCCUUGGGAGUUGCCAUGGAGGGCUAAAAUGGGUGAAAAGGAAUGGUAUUUCUUCUGUGUCAGAGACAGAAAGUACCCAACUGGUUUAAGAACAAACAGAGCUACUGAUGCUGGAUAUUGGAAAGCCACAGGGAAAGACAAGGAAAUAUAUAGGGGGAGAGAACUGGUAGGAAUGAAGAAAACUCUUGUUUUCUACAAGGGGAGGGCUCCUAAAGGAGAAAAAACCGGUUGGGUCAUGCAUGAAUAUAGACUAGAGGGGAAAUAUUCUGGAUACAAUCUCCCCAAAGCCAAGAAUGAUUGGGUAAUAUGCAGAGCUUUUAAGAAAAUCUCAGCUGGGAAGAAAACCCACAUUUCUGGAUUGGUGACGCUAGGCUCCUACGCCAACGAAUCGUGUCCUUCACUAUUGCCUCCAUUAAUGGAGACGUCUCACGUGACCUGCUUCUCCGAACCGAUGGAGGACCAGAAGGCCAAGAAAGACAUGAUUGAUAGGUUCACCACUCAUCUCGCAGCUGCCUCAUCUUCCUCAAACCCAGCGUAUAAUUCCUCUGCUCUAAACAUGGGAAAUUUUCACUACUCCGACUCUGCUUUAAUGCAUGAUGAGUCCAUAUUGAGGAUUCUGCUUGAAAAUCAUGCUCCAAACAUGGAACGGAAUACAAAAGCAGCUGAGUUCUCGCCUGACACUGGAUUUAGCACCGAUAUCUCUUCGGUGGUGUCCAACCAUGAUAUGGGUCAAAGGUCUUUUGAGGAUCAAGAACCAUCAAGUUCUGCUGGACCAGUGGACAUUGAUUGUCUAUGGAAUUAUUAACUUUGAAGAUGGAAGAAUGUUAUGAAGGAUAAGAAGAAAAAGGUUUUCAGGGAAUUAUUAGUUGUUACAAAUUUGUGGUUGUGUAAAGAUUCUCUGCAUGCAAAUUAUAGGCAUUAGGUAGUAAAAGAAAAUCAUGUAUAUUGAAAAAUUUAGCUUAUCAGCAUUCAACUGAUAGCUUUAUAGUUUGCUUGUAUACAAAAUUCGUGACAUAGAGUUAAUAUACUAAUUGCUGUUUGUGGAUUGUAA